AUGGACAAUUACGAAGGCGACGACGUUCACGAUUCGGACCUUGAGCAGCAAGUCAACAAGCAAAGAGGUCUCACUUUCAUCGAAUCCUCGAUCCUUGUCUUUCUCGCGAUUCAAUGCGUUGGUCUUCUCGCUACAUUCAUCAUCUACCUUGCUGGACUGGCUUUCGCGAUUUUCCCCUUCAUCAACCUUGUCUGGUUCUUGUUCCGUCGACCCAGAACCCCGACAAUGUUUAGGCUGUGA
Molecule: messenger RNA, 240 nt
Organism: Oikopleura dioica
Lineage: Eukaryota; Metazoa; Chordata; Appendicularia; Copelata; Oikopleuridae
Source: the annotation of a GenBank genome assembly